UGUAGCACCGCAUUCACACAGAAGAGGUUUAGUUUGGAAAUCUAAUGGCACAACAGCUAUUACUGAACUCGUGUCCACAUCAAUAUGUAUCGCUUCGGCGGGUCAGAAUUUCGAAGCCAUCGAUAUGGGUCACGAAACCGACUAUCGUUUCUUCACCAUCAUUUUCUACCUCAGCUCCUCUUCGCAACGCAUCGUUUUGCUGCAGCUCUAGCGCUACCUCUUCUGUCGAACCCGAUUUAUCCUCUUCUGCCAAAAUCUUCGUCAAAGGGCUACCUCACUCAACCUCUGAAGGAAGAUUGAUGAAGGUGUUUUCAGAGUUUGGUGUAGUUAAUCUCGUCCAGCUUCCUAUAGAUGAAAAAUCAGGAAAGUCUUUAGGAUUUGCAUUUAUUUGGUUUGUAAAGGAAGAGUCUGCGCAAUUGGCUGUCCAAGAGAUGAAUGGAAAGUUUUUUGAUGGUAGAUUUAUUUAUGUUACUAUUGCAAAGCCUGGAUCAUUAAAAAAUUCGAAGAGCACGACAGCCUACAAAUUUUAAUCAUAUGAGCAGUUGCUAAUAGCAUCUUUUCAUAACUAGCAAUUUUAUAUAAUGUAGUCACUAACGUUCAAUGCUACACAUUCUACUCCAUAGCCUCAGAAUUGAGGGACCCCUUGAUUUGAAAAGUUAGUAAAAUUUAUUGCAAAAAGAAUCACUUAUGUGUGGGUAUACAUAGAGCCUUUCUAUAACCCAAAAAAAUACUUGGAAAGUUGCUGAUCAAGAACAAGAAGCAGUUCAAGCCACCAGUGGAAGGGGUCCAGGGUUUUACUUUCUAUCUUCCAGUACCUGCUUUGAUCACUGUCAUGACCACAUUCAAGGCUGCAGAUGAUCAGCCUGUGGAGCUGCAAGCGUGGGAUCAACAUGAAAGAAGAUCCACACGUUCAAGCCAAGGUCUUCUCCUCCUCCUCAAGUGAGUUUAUUCAUUUAAGAGACUAUUUUUUACUAUAUCAAAAGACAGUUUUCUAUUAAGAAAAAAGUUGCUCAAAGAUGUCCCUAAUGUCAUGUCUUAUUGGUGUUGGUGUUGAAUCUUCCAAUUUAGUUGUGUUAAGUAUGUCCUGUACAUCUCUUAAUUACAACUAGUCGCAGAAAGAAAUUGAGAUUGUCCAUUUAUCUUAUCUUUUAAGUAAGCAGUAAC
Molecule: messenger RNA, 1164 nt
Organism: Vigna umbellata (rice bean)
Lineage: Eukaryota; Viridiplantae; Streptophyta; Magnoliopsida; Fabales; Fabaceae
Source: RefSeq, a predicted model, not a curated record